Messenger RNA from Micropterus salmoides (largemouth bass), 2303 nucleotides. RefSeq lists its product as uncharacterized. Gene Ontology annotation, biological process: cell adhesion. Bases 148 to 798 code for a protein of 216 amino acids. NCBI's taxonomy places the organism in Eukaryota, Metazoa, Chordata, Actinopteri, Centrarchiformes, Centrarchidae. The record is from RefSeq and is a predicted model, not a curated record. Gene Ontology annotation, cellular component: membrane. The transcript has 5 exons.
AAGCCAGGCUUUAUCCUGCUUGCCUGUCCCGCACACUUAGACCUCACAGGAAACUCCCCCAGCCUUCACACACUCACUCAUUAUCACUUACCACACUUUUUACUCUCACACAGAGUCUCAACGGCUUGCUGAGUCUGACCAGAGAGGAUGCCUGCGCCCAUGUGGAGAAUGAAUGGGCUCUGGAGAAGGAUGGCUGGAGUUCUGGUGCUCAGCGCUCUACUGCUCAGCAAUGAGGUGAUGUGUCAAGGCAAUGCAACUACAAAAGAAUCUUCAGUCGGCACUACUGGGAGCCUUGCUCCAAGUACCACUGCUUCAUCGAAUGUAAGUGUCACUCCUGCUGUUGCUGAAAGUUCUGCUACUUCUGGAGGUUCUCCAGCGACCAAUGUACCAUCUACAGUCAGUUCUGACAAGCAGGAUGGAGGCGCCUCAGGGAACACGACCAUACUCAAAGCCAAGGAUUCACAUGCUGAGCUUGGUAACCCACCACCACCAGGUGGUUCCUCUGUAUUUGUGGGCAUACUGGUCAGUGGUCUGAUUGCCGCCCUUGCAAUCACUUUAGGUUACUUGAAAUGCAAACGCAAGUCUGACACGAAGGGAGUGAGGCUGGCAGAGGAGGCCUAUCCAGUAGAUCAGGAGAACCAGGGGAACACUCUUGUAUCUGUAGCCCCCCUCAACCCACCUCCAGAAACCCAGGAGAAACCCAGUGUAAAUGGAGAGUCCCCUGAGGCAGACAAGACCCAGCCUCCUCCUCCCACCAACGGCCACUCCACCACCAAGACAGCCGACACAGAGCUGUGAAAAAGUCUACAAAUAAGCCCAGGAAAUACCCCCACAACCCCCACACACAAACACACAUGCACACAUGCUUAUGCAAACUCACCUCCCUCUCUGAAUCCACUCCUGCCCAACCAUAUAGUCCACAACAAAGUGAACAUCAGGGACUAGAACAAUCUCCCACAUUAACAUAACUCCUCUCUUGUUAUGUUCCUCUUUUGGCUAUGUGCCUCAAUGAAUAUCAGGAAAAGUAGUCUGAUGACGAUGAUGAUGGCUGUGAUGAAUGAUGUUGAUGAUGAUGAAGGCUCAGUCCCUGGUUUGUUGGCAGGUUGGAACGAGAGACAGGAGAUGGGCAGCUAUGGUUUGAAGGAGAGUGUAUUUCAUUGAAUCAGCACUGGUUCCCAUGAUGACUGCAGCCCCUGAAGUUACAGCCAUGUGCUGGCAACACAUAGCCGGUCUCUGCAUGUCAUCAGGUUUAAAGCUCCAGUCAACUCUUCACUAGUACAGCAUAAGAACAUAAAUUAAACUGUUCCUAAGUUUAGUGUAAAGCCAUGACAGACAGAGAGGAAAUAAAUCACACUGCCUUGAAAUCUGUUUACAAAUCUCUCAGAGAGAAAAUCCGUUGGGCCCUGCCUGAUUGAGUUACUGAUUGUGUAUGAAUGUGUGUACGUGUGUCUACAAAUACUUGCAUGUACUGUGCACACAUACAUUUAAGCUUGCUUACUGUAUGUAUGUGUAGUUGAUUGCAAGUCGUGGAUUUUGAUAAAGUAUGAGUGAGUGAAUUAACAAGUCUGAAUGUGCAUGUGACAUCCUCUAUGAAAAGUGUACAAUUUUGUAAAAUGAAGUUGACAAAGUGAUGGCUCACCGACUUGCAGUGAGGAUGAAGGAGUAUUGAAGUUUUAAUUACAUCAUUUUCUUGAAAAGGGGUAGCUGCAAGGAAUUCUCCAAUAUAUCACUGCAAACUGUAGUGAAAUCAAUCACAAAGCCAACAGGAGUCUUUACAGUGGCUUCAUAGUUGCUGCUGAAACUGUCUGACCAGACUCAAAAAGACCUAGGACGAAGAGCCUCUUACUGUCAGCUCUGUCCAUCCAUUUGUCAGUGUUAUUCUCUUUUCAAUAUACUGAAUAUGCUCUUUUUACUAUCAGCAUUCUAUUGAGCAGUAUGUAUAGUAUGGUGCCUUUUAUGUCCUGUUUUUAUUUUUUGUACUGACAUGUAUUAAGUUCCUACUAUGUGCCAAAGAAUUUCAUUUCAUAGCAAAUGUUCUGUACUAAAAUCUGAUGUUCUUUGGAAUUGUUUUUGUCCUGUAAAUCAGUCAGUAUUUACUGAUAUACCUGCGAUUUAAUACCAACAGAAACUGCAAUGUUUUUUAGUCGAACUGGGACACACUGAUAUAUAAAUGGGAUGUCUUGCAUUGAUUUCUCCUUUCAGUCCAUUUUGUAUCUUGUCAUUGCUAACAUUCCAAUGUGACUGUUUCAUUUUACUAGCACCCUGUAGUUUAAAUUGGUAAAAUAAAAAACUUUUUUUAUGAA